Messenger RNA from Marasmius oreades (fairy-ring Marasmius), 1852 nucleotides. RefSeq lists its product as uncharacterized. The coding region runs from base 704 to 1852 and encodes 382 amino acids. Lineage: Eukaryota; Fungi; Basidiomycota; Agaricomycetes; Agaricales; Marasmiaceae. The record is from RefSeq and is a predicted model, not a curated record. The transcript has 11 exons.
GUCCUCUCUGACUGUCAUUGUUCAGAACGAUCUUGAGACUAAUAAGAUCAUAGUCCCAGCUCGCUCUGGACAAUCAGGGUGUGGGCGAUUGCAGCGAGCAUAUCGUUCCCAUACAAGCACGCGAGGAUCUUGAUGAUCGCUCUAGCUGCGUUCACAAUCAGCUCCCGAAAGUGGCGUCGGACUCGAAGACAAAUGAAGACAAAUGUUUAGAUUUAUCUCAUUCAGUUUUUCAGCUGUCUCUGUCUCUGUAUCCACAUGGUUUUGGGAAGAUUCAUCGCGGGGUAACACCUUACAAUUUAUAUUUUGAACUCUCGCUUCACGAACAUAGGAGGGUGUCCCCGGUAGUUCUAGUGUCCUCGAAUGUCGAGUUCGAGCUUCUGUGCACUGCACAUAAUCAAUUACACAGGAAGGUUCCUUACUGCUUGUCAUCAUCAAGAACAAAUCUACAUAAGCAGGACGUGGUUUUAUUGAGACGAAUUAUGCGCCGUUCUUGCCGCACGUCCCCACAGAUCUGGUCUCUGGUGUUUCUUGUGCACAAAGAGAUCGCGAUAGUAUCGUUCAGUCUUGUAUAACAGGUGACCCGCCUCUCACGGUAGUCCCUCACACGUUCAAGAUACAUCGUCAUCACCUGGACACUGUCAACAGCACGUCCCAGUCCUUAUAUACCAGCCCCAAACCGUCAUCAGGCAGUUCAUUUACUGGCAUGCCGUGCGUUCCUGUAGAAACUCGCACAGGCACGGUCUACUUCAGCUAUACGAUAUCGACACCGAAUGAAGCGUCCUCAAAAACACUCGAACAAGGACUUCCUACCCUACUCUUCAUCCAUCCAGCAUACUUCAGCUCACUUGUGUAUCAUGCCCAGUUCGGGGAUCGUCAAUUGAGACGUUUUAACCUCGUCGCAUUUGAUCUUAGAUGUAUUGGGUUUACGACGGGCGCGAGAGUGAUGACACCAUACACGCCUGAUGAUGUUGCUGAAGAUGUUGCUAAAUUUAUGGACGCUAUCAACCUCCCUCCAUGUCAUAUCGUAGCGCUCGGCACGGGCACCUCGAUCGCAUUCGACCUCGCCCUCAAUUACUCUCAAAAGUGCUUAUCGCUUUGUCUCAUGUCUCCGCUCGGUUUUCCAGAGUAUAACCCCGCGAUUCAGGAAGGAAUUGGACAGAUACACGAGCUAUGGAGAGAGGCGAUGGCAAAUCCAGCAAAUAUCGACAAGUCGAUGGUCUGGGACGCACUCAAUGGAAUCCGACAGUUUGGGUUCAGCUACAUGAGUGGGUCAAAGUUAGUCAAUGCAAUGUUUCAAGUAUGGUUUGCUCGCUCUUUGGAGCUAUGGGGUCCAAAUCCAGAGGCUAUAGAAGAAUUCUUCGAAACAACCCUCGAUUUCUUUUCACAUGAAAACCACUUCGCUCGCACCGUCAAUGAAUUAAGGGGCAUACGUGUUCCUGUCCAGCUCAUACAAGGGACGAAUAACCUGAUCAAUAACAGACCCGAAGAAUACCUGGACAAGUUCGGUGCGCUGCUUCAGGAGGCAAAUGUGGAAUUUGAGACGGCACUCAUUCCUCAUGCUCCCCACUGUUUAUGCGUGGAUUAUAGCGAAAUCCUGAAUCCUCUUAUCCACGAUUUCGCUCUGAAAUUGAGUCGCGUUCCCGUCCCUCCAUCACCCAUCCAGGCUUCGUCACCGUGGGAGAACAUGCUGCGAGCAGUGGGUUAUGCGCCAGAAGAUGAUAUAGACGAUGAAUUGAUAAUCCACCAUUACCCAUUGUACUCGGGUGUACAUCGCUCGGGCAUAACGCAGAUUGGCCAUGUUCACAACGGAUAUACCCCACGAACAGCCGUAUGUCCUGUGUCAGGCAUAUGA